Camelus dromedarius (Arabian camel) is the source of this 3607-nucleotide messenger RNA. RefSeq names its product PHD finger protein 20 like 1 (gene PHF20L1). NCBI's taxonomy places the organism in Eukaryota, Metazoa, Chordata, Mammalia, Artiodactyla, Camelidae. The coding region runs from base 299 to 3364 and encodes 1021 amino acids. Gene Ontology annotation, biological process: regulation of transcription by RNA polymerase II. The transcript is spliced from 21 exons. Gene Ontology annotation, cellular component: NSL complex. The record is from RefSeq and is a predicted model, not a curated record.
CGCCGGGCCCGGCGUCGCGUCAGGGCUGGCCGGCGGCGGAGGAGGCGAUGGCAGCGGACACCGAGCGGGCUUGAGGGCUCGGACCUGCUCCCUCCCGGGCGACGUCGGGCCCGACCCCGCACUGCGGCCUCAGCUCGCUCCGCUCCAGCUCCCUCCCUGACCGCUGCCUGGGCGGAGGCGGAGGCCCGGGCUGGCCGUCCUGUUCGUGCCCCGGCUCGGUCCCGGACGGCCCGGCAACUGUGCAAAGAGGAGGCCGAGUCGGUAGUGAAAAGAGAAUCCUGAAGAAUAGGAUCUCAAGAUGAGUAAAAAGCCCCCAAAUCGUCCUGGAAUCACUUUUGAGAUUGGUGCUCGUUUGGAGGCACUGGACUACUUACAAAAAUGGUAUCCAUCACGAAUUGAAAAAAUUGACUAUGAGGAGGGCAAGAUGUUGGUCCAUUUUGAGCGCUGGAGUCAUCGUUAUGAUGAAUGGAUUUACUGGGAUAGCAAUAGAUUGCGACCCCUUGAGAGACCUGCAUUAAGAAAAGAAGGGCUAAAAGAUGAGGAAGAUUUCUUUGAUUUUAAAGCUGGAGAAGAAGUUCUCGCUCGUUGGACAGACUGUCGCUAUUACCCUGCCAAGAUUGAGGCGAUUAACAAAGAAGGAACGUUCACAGUUCAGUUUUAUGAUGGAGUAAUUCGUUGUUUAAAAAGAAUGCACAUUAAAGCCAUGCCUGAGGAUGCUAAGGGGCAGGUGAAAUCCCAGCAUCCACUAAGCUGGUGUUGUCCUAUCGACCCAGCUGGAGCGUGUAACCAGUCUAUGGGAAGGGAGGAUUGGAUAGCUUUAGUCAAAGCAGCUGCUGCAGCUGCAGCCAAGAAUAAAACAGGGAACAAACCUCGAACCAGCGCUAACAGCAAUAAAGAUAAAGAGAAAGAUGAGAGAAAAUGGUUUAAAGUACCUUCAAAAAAGGAAGAAACUUCAACCACUAUAGCCACACCAGAAAUUGAGAAGAAGGAAGAUCUGCCCACAUCUAGUGAAACAUUUGUAGGACUUCAUGUAGAGAACGUUCCAAAGAUGGUCUUUCCACAGCCAGAGAGCACAUUAUCAAACAAGAGGAAAAAUAAUCAAGGCAACUCAUUUCAGGCAAAGAGAGCUCGACUUAACAAGAUUACUGGUUUGUUGGCAUCCAAAGCUGUUGGGGUUGAUGGUGCUGAAAAAAAGGAAGACUACAAUGAAACGGCUCCAAUGCUGGAGCAGGCGAUUUCACCUAAACCUCAAAGUCAGAAAAAAAAUGAAGCUGACAUUAGCAGUUCUGCCAACACUCAGAAACCUGCACUGUUAUCCUCAACUUUGUCUUCAGGGAAGGCUCGCAGCAAGAAAUGCAAACAUGAAUCUGGAGAUUCUUCUGGGUGUAUAAAACCCCCUAAAUCACCACUUUCCCCAGAAUUAAUACAAGUCGAGGAUUUGACGCUUGUAUCUCAGCUUUCUUCUUCAAUGAUAAAUAAAACUAGUCCUCCACAGCCUGUGAAUCCCCCUAGACCUUUCAAGCAUAGUGAGCGGAGAAGAAGAUCUCAGCGUUUAGCCACCUUGCCUAUGCCUGAUGAUUCUGUAGAAAAGGUUUCUCCUCCCUCUCCAGCCACUGAUGGGAAAGCAUUCUCCAUCAGUUCUCAAAAUCAGCAAGAAUCUUCAGUACCAGAGGUGCCUGAUGUUGCACAUUUAUCACUCGAGAAGCUGGGACCUUGUCUCCCUCUUGACUUAAGUCGUGGUUUGGAAGUUACAGCACCACUAGCCCCAGAUCCCUCUUUCCAUAAUGAAUGUCCCAGGGCAGAAAAGGAAGAUACACAGAUGCUUACAAAUCUUCCUCCCAAAGCAGUAACUGAUGGAAGAGGAGCUGCAGCAGCAUCAGGAAUAUCGAAAACAGAAAAAAAAGUGAAAUUGGAAGAAAAAAGCUCAACAGCAUUUGGUAAGAGAAAAGAAAAGGAUAAAGAAAGAAAAGAGAAGAGAGACAAAGAUCACUAUAAACCAAAACAGAAGAAGAAGAAGAAGAAGAAAAAGAAAUCUAAGCAGCAUGACUAUUCAGACUAUGAAGACAGUUCCCUAGACUUUUUGGAAAGGUGCUCUUCUCCACUAACUCGAUCUUCUGGGAGUUCUCUGGCUCUGCGAAGCAUGUUUACGGAGAAAAAUACAACAUAUCAGUACCCAAGGGCAAUUUUGUCAGUUGAUCUUAGUGGUGAAAACUUAUCAGAUGUGGACUUCCUAGAUGAUUCUUCAACGGAGAGUUUGCUCCUGAGUGGGGACGAGUACAAUCAGGACUUUGAUUCAACCAAUUUUGAGGAAUCCCAGGAUGAAGAUGAUGCUCUUAACGAAAUUGUGCGAUGUGUCUGUGAGAUGGAUGAGGAGAACGGCUUCAUGAUUCAGUGUGAAGAGUGCCUGUGCUGGCAGCACAGCGUGUGCAUGGGGCUGCUGGAGGAGAGCAUCCCAGACCAGUACAUCUGCUACGUCUGCCGAGACCCUCCUGGUCAGAGAUGGAGUGCAAAGUAUCGUUAUGAUAAGGAUUGGUUGAAUAAUGGGAGAAUGUGUGGGUUAUCGUUUUUAAAAGAAAAUUACUCUCAUCUCAAUGCCAAAAAGAUAGUUUCCACACAUCACCUGCUCGCUGACGUCUAUGGAGUUACAGAGGUACUGCACGGGUUACAGCUGAAGAUUGGAAUACUAAAGAAUAAGCAUCAUCCUGACCUGCAUCUUUGGGCUUGUUCUGGGAAGCGGAAAGAUCAAGAUCAAGUAAUUGCCGGGGUGGAGAAAAAAAUAACAGUGUUCGACACGGCUAAUGUGGAAGAGAAGAAAUACCAUGUACAAAACCAUAAGGAGCCACCUCGUUUGCCCCUAAGAAUGGAAGGAACUUACAUAACAAGUGAGCACAGCUACCAGAAGCCACAGAGCUUUGGUCAAGACUGCAGAUCUCUUGUGGACCCUGGGAGCUCAGAUGACGAUGAAGACGUUAGCAGUUUUGAAGACGAACAGGAAUUCCACAUGAGGGAGAGAAGCCGCUCGCGAUACCCAGUAAAGGAGGAUGGAGUGCCCGAAAAGAAUACAGCUGAAAGGAAUACAGCAUUUGUUUACAAUGAUAAAAGGGGCGCUGAAGACCCUGGGGACGCACAUCUUCAGUGGCAGCUCAAUCUCCUUACGCACAUAGAGAACGUGCAGAAUGAGGUCACCAGCAGGAUGGACCUGAUAGAAAAAGAAGUUGAUGUUCUGGAAAGCUGGCUUGAUUUCACAGGGGAGUUGGAGCCACCUGAUCCGCUUGCCAGGCUGCCCCAACUUAAACGCCACAUCAAACAGCUCCUGAUUGACAUGGGCAAAGUACAGCAGAUAGCAGCUCUCUGCUCUGUAUGACAGCAAUGAACAGCUAAUGCAGUGAAUGUGGCUCUGUUCAGUCGACUAAUUUUUAUUAUCCACGUGGCUGCUAAGUGGAUAGAUAAAAAGCUUAGUGAUGUUUGGUCAUUUACUGAUUUGUGACAUCAAUAGGAUGGCACCUUGGAAAGGAAAAGAACAACGUUAUCAAGGAAGCUAAUAUAAAAAAAAAAAAGUAUGAGCAAGAUACAAAUGCUCACGUGUCAUAUGCCAGGAUCAGUAGAG